Messenger RNA from Procambarus clarkii (red swamp crayfish), 3937 nucleotides. Lineage: Eukaryota; Metazoa; Arthropoda; Malacostraca; Decapoda; Cambaridae. The record is from RefSeq and is a predicted model, not a curated record.
AUAUGGAAACAAUAUGACGCUGACCAUAAUGGCUUUAUAGACAGUGUUGAACUGAAGAAUUUCCUACGCGACCUCCUGAGAGAAGCUAAGAAAGACCAGGAUGUCUCCGAGGACAAACUCAUUGAGUACACAGACACCAUGCUUCAAGUCUUCGACCAAAACAAGGACGGCAAGCUUCAACUUUCUGAAAUGGCCAAACUGUUGCCAGUAAAAGAGAACUUCCUGUGCCGGUCGGUAUUCAAGGUGAGCCAGGGCGCGUCCAAACUCACCAAGGAGGACAUCGAGAGGGUCUUCGCCCUCUACGACAGGGACAACAACGGCACGAUUGAAAACGAAGAAUUAAAUGGGUUCUUGAAGGAUUUGCUGGAGCUGGUGAAGAAGGAUUACGACGCGCUGGACCUCCAGGAAUUCCAAGAUGCCAUCAUGCGAGGCUGCGACUUCAAUAAAGAUGGCAAGAUCAAUAAAAAGGAACUGACCAUGAUCUUGUUGGCUCUAGCCAAGCAUGGCGCCGAGGACGACAUGCAAACCGGCGCGGGCAUGGUUGGCAAUAACCCGUUGGCAGAGAUCGCGACUAUGGGCAUGAAGGCACUCAAACUCCAGAAACUCCGCGUCCGCCAUUUUGUUAAUCGUACCCUUGGCACGAACAGUACUAGUUAGUUAGAUUAGCUGCAACUAAUUUAACAAAAAGAAGGGGGAAGGGGGGGGGAAGGGGAUUGUGAGAAGGAAGAUAUCUUUAGUCUAAGGUGACGAGUAAGGACUAUGAAGCGUUACCAAAUUGGGGGUCGCCCGGCAAAGAAAAUUUUCUUCGUGGGCUUGUCUCGAAACAACGAGAGAGCCUGUGUGUGUGUGUGCGUGUGUGUGCGUGUGUGUGUGUGUGUGCGUGUGCGUGUGCGUGUGUGUGUGUGUGUGUGUGUGUGUGUGUGUGUGUGUGUGUGUGUGUGUGUGUGUGUGUGUGUGUGUGUGUGUGUGUGUUUUCCAUGGGGCAUUUUAGGCCACUAUCGAGCGUAGAAAUUUGCUUGUUCUCCAGCGCCUCAUUUUACUCUACUGAUACCAGGCAUAAAGAAUGUCAGGUGGGAAAAAAAAUCUUCCUGAGACUCUCGCAAUUUAAAGAUUUUAAUGAAAUAAUGGAUAAUCGUUGGUCAUAUUUGUUUACCAAAACCUGUAUCUGAAGCUUGCUGAUGACAAAUGUGAUUUAGGGGGUGUGAACGGCAGGUGAAAAUAAGAAAAAACUGUUCUUUCAAGUUGAGAGAGAGAGAGAGAGAGAGAGAGAGAGAGAGAGAGAGAGAGAGAGAGAGAGAGAGAGAGAGAGAGAGAGAGAGAGAGAGAGAGAGAGAGAGAGAGAGAGAGAGAGAGAGAGAGAGAGAGAAUGACCUCUUCCAAUUCUCCCUUUACUACUUCAAGACUGUAUAACUAAGUUCAUUUCAUCCUCUUGCCACAAACCUGGGUUAGACAGGACUGGCUUGGUCCCCUUACUACCCAUUUCUUCACCACUAAUCAGGUUCUGAAUGUAAAAAUCAGCCAAUUUGGGUUAAAACCCAGAAACCAUCAUCCCGGCUUCUAUUUAACACCAUUCAUACUUAGGAAAGCCUAAAGUAAAAGGUCUCUGGAACUAACAAAAAUCAGAGGUUCUCAGUCCAGAUGACCAUGCAGUCACCUUAGAACAUGACGAACACAACCUCAUGUUAUGCUAAGUUGUAUAAGUUCACUGUCGGUAUUACCUUUGGGUUUCCAAGCCUACUUUCAGGCUUCAUGAACUUGGGGGUUGGGAGGGCUUCUCAGCCGUUGUCCGUGCCUGAGGCUUUAGGGUUAAGUUCAAAAGAUACAAACUGGACCCUUUGUCAGAAUGCUGAUCCAGCAGGUUGAGGAAUUAUGUUGAGAAAAAGUCUUUCAAAAAAGGUACUUUAUAUCCCUUGAGCAAAUUAGUAAUUAUUCUCUAAAUGGAAUGAUAAAAGUAAAUCUGCUUAAAUCAGCAUUUUAGGCAAUAGAUCUUAUUGAACUAACAUGUUAGCGGGUUAAUCGCUAAACGACAAGGAUCACGUUUUCUGUUAACCCAGCUUCGUCCUUCCACAGAAAACGGGCAUCAGACAGAGAAAAUCUUCCAAAGUCUAGAUUCGUGCUUCUAAUGUUUAACAUUACUCACAUACAAUGUUUACAUUGCCUUCAACACAAGAACGGCUAUGUAUAUAUAUAUAUGUCUAGUUACAGCGUGGUUACAGCUGAAGUUACAUAAUUUCCCCUACCAUUUAUCUCAAACCUAACGUUAUACUCUGCUCAUGUAAUAUUUGGGGAAAUUAUAUGAUUCAAAACUUUUUAAACAAUAUACAUAAUGGAAAAAAAUGUAAAGGUUUUUGGAACAUGAAUUUAUCAUAAAUCAAAAUUAUGGGUGAAAUAACAUCUUAAAUUUUGAUUUUGAUUAAAAACUGUUAUCAGAAAACCAUGAAAUGUGAAACGUUUCCUAAGUCUUGCGUUAUCUAGUUUUCUAACGUGUCAGUAAAUAUAUAAAUAAAAAUUAAUUUCUUGGGGUAACUAUAAUUAUGGUGGCGCCAGCCUGUCUCUGUACCUUGAGGCAACUGCAUUUAUUAAGCAAUUUAUUAAGCAAUUGCAAUUUAGCAUUUAACUCUCUGUUUUUCUUCUCUAACCUUUCUACCUUUUCGAGAAAAAAAAAUUCUUGUGCUCCAUAUCCUAUCGAAUAUAUCUUUAUACAUAUAUGUUAAACUAUAAUAUUAAAGCUUAUUUUCUGAAACUCCACGAAACAGUGGAAAUAUAAUGUUACUAUUAUCCACACCUGGAAAUGGAACAGACAUGGAAAUAGACUGUUUUCUGAUGUAGCUUGUAGCGCAUGAGAGUGGGCAACCCCGCAACCACACUACACCCCUUGUUUGGAACAGCUUACAUAUAGUCUAUCUAUAUUACUUUUAAAUACCUAUACCUCAGUUACACUAUGUAAUUAAGAUAUAUAUAUAUAUAUAUAUAUAUAUAUAUAUAUAUAUAUAUAUAUAUAUAUAUAUAUAUAUAUAUAUAUAUAUAUAUGACUAAUGGUCUCCUUGUUGACGAGUAUGCUCCCUCUCUGCGCAAUCGCUUCCGUGUCUUGCUCCGACUCCAGAGUGUAGUAUUGAUGUUAUUGAAAGAAUGUUAUGUAAUUAAAGGUCUUUUUUUUUAGAAAGUCCCUCGAUGACAGACAGACUCUGAGGUUGAUGCCAACAGAUCUCCCAAGCCAUAAGAGUAAUUCAAGAUGGCGAUGUACUCAGCUACAUGGGUCGACCAGGCUUCACAUGGGUCACUACCGGACAGCCAGCCCAUGUUAGCCUGGUCGACUCCGCUUUGAGUACCAACCAGUACUUCUUGUGCAUGAAUAUUUCUGGUCAUUUCUAAGUUAUCGAGGACUAUAAGUAAGUACUUUUCUCCGGCCAAUGGUGAUAUGUGGCUACACUCUCUUGUUACUUAUGUCCGUGUUGUUCUAAGAACGUUGUGUCAAUAUCGAAAAUAUAAAAAAAAAAAUUGUCUUACAGUCCAACGUUGCCAGAUGCAGGGACCUUGUGUCCGGCAUUCCAUUAUGUGGGUUCUGUUCAUCAAACUCAUCCCUAGACAGUAUAUAAAAGUCAUUUAAUAAACGCCUUUAUAAGCGUAUCAUUAAGAUGCAUAUCAUCGCAGUGAAGAGUAAUUAUGUUGCAUGUCUGGCGUCGUUGCUGCGACCCGUCAACAAGGUAUAAUAUAAUGCUUGUGUACAAAAAAUACGAAUUUAAAAUCAAAAUUAUCCUAUAUGAAGCCUAAUACACAUGUCUAAAAUCCUUGGAAUCUAUUAUAUACAAUAACAAUAAUUGUUUUUUUUGGGUUUUAAAAACAGGUAAAAUACAAGUUGUCGGGUCUCUGACUUAAAUGUUUAACUUCAUUUAAUUCAUUUAAGAGUUUUCAAUAACAAAUAAAGGUCUUCUGUUAU